AUGGCAAGCGAGCUUUUGUCUCCCAGACAUACGCGCAAUCCAGGGGAUGAAGGAUACCGCACGCCUACGAUCGAAGAUACGCAGAACGACCUCCAAGCCUUUCCAUUUCCGUCGAGAGGGAACAGAGUGCGCGAUGCCCACACGUCGGCUCUCGAGGCGCGGCACCAAUCCUCGUAUCGAAAGUCUGAAGCGCACAACAACAAAGGAAGCCGCCGUCGGCGCGAACUGGACUUGUCUACUGCCAGGCUUGGUUGGAAGGAAAGGCUGCGUCACAUCACAUGGGCAUUUUUUACUUUGACGAUGGCCACGGGAGGGAUUGCAAACGUACUGUACUUCGGUAAGUCGGCGCCCUCACGGGGGAGGCUUUUUCCUUAUAGAUUUCGCGGUUUGGAGACGAUCGGCAUUAUCUUCUUCCUGCUCAACUUGGUCCUAUAUGUUAUCAUCUGGUGUCUUCUGCUUACAAGAUUUUAUUUAUACCCCUACACUUUCAAAGCAUCGUUUUUGCAUCCAACGGAGUCUUUGUUUGUUCCUGCAUCAUUGGUCUCAUUCGGAACAAUUCUGAUUAAUAUCUCACAAUAUGGACCCGAUCACACCGGUCCUUGGCUCACAACGGCGGUGGGAAUACUGUUCUGGAUUGACGCUGCCCUAGCGGUCAUUUCUUCAGCAGGCAUCUACCUUAUUCUGUGGUCAACCCAAACAUUCACCAUUGCUCAAAUGACGCCCAUCUGGAUCUUUCCCGCCUAUCCAAUGCUAAUCAUCGGCCCCCAUGCCGGAGUUCUCAGCUCUUCGCUGGAUCCAUCGCGCGCUCUACGCAUCAUCAUCGGAGGCACCACAAUCCAGGGGCUUGGCUUCCUGGUCUCAUUCAUGGUCUACUCUGCCUUCAUCUACCGAUUGAUGUCGCAGAAACUACCCCGAGAGAACGUCCGGCCGGGAAUGUUUGUGUCCGUAGGUCCCAGUGGAUUCACGGUGUCGGGCAUCGUCAACAUGGCCUCCCACGCGAAGCGGAGCUUCCCCAGCGACUUCAUGGGCAACGGGGCCCUAGCAGCGGAUGUCGUGAAAGUUGUCGCCAAUUUUUCCUGCUUAUGGCUCUGGGGACUAGCGAUUUUCUUCUUCUUCAUAGCCAGCUUCGCGCAUUGGUCAGCGAUCGGACCGGGGAAGAUGAUCUUCUCCAUGGCCUGGUUCUCGUUUAUCUUCCCGAACACGGCGUUGAUCACGGCGACGUUUGCGAUCGGGAAGGCGUUUUCCUGCAAGGCGAUCAACAUUAUCGGAUGCGUGAUGGUGCCUCCGCUGAUUUUGAUGUGGAUCUUUGUCUGUUGCAUGAUGGUUCGUGCGAUCGUGACGCACCAGAUUCUGUGGCCGCAGAAGGGUGAGGACAAGGACGAGGGCGGAUUUGAGAUCAGUCGGAUCAAGCCUGAGUCGGGGGAGAGUACACCUACUGAAGAGGUUUGA
Molecule: messenger RNA, 1449 nt
Organism: Aspergillus homomorphus CBS 101889
Lineage: Eukaryota; Fungi; Ascomycota; Eurotiomycetes; Eurotiales; Aspergillaceae
Product: putative C4-dicarboxylate transporter/malic acid transport protein
Exons: 4
Coding region: 1-1449 (482 amino acids)
Biological process (GO): malate transmembrane transport
Cellular component (GO): membrane
Molecular function (GO): malate transmembrane transporter activity
Source: RefSeq, a predicted model, not a curated record